Paramecium octaurelia is the source of this 718-nucleotide messenger RNA. The record is from the annotation of a GenBank genome assembly. NCBI's taxonomy places the organism in Eukaryota, Ciliophora, Oligohymenophorea, Peniculida, Parameciidae.
AUGAUUGACAAGAAUCAUCAUAGACCUUUUAAUUUUCUUUAUUGCCAAUUUCUAAUUUUUGAUUCUUAUUCAGUACUAAUUGCUAAUUUUCCAAAGUAAAAUAAAAGAUAGAAAUUUUCUUUUAGUGUAAAACAAAAUGAAAAAGAAUAAAACCAAUAAAAAGAUUAACUUCAAAAACUCAUUUAAGAUAAUAUAAAUAUGUAAAAGUAAUAUGAAAAAGAAAAUAAAAUAAAAUGGGAAUAUAAUAAAAAUUUCAAUUAAAGCGAUUAAGAAUUGGAAGAAGCAUUAAGGAAAGUUGAUUAAUUUAAUAAUUAGAGUUAGAAUAUGAAAAAUAAGACAGAAUGGAAUUAGAAAAAAGUAUAUUUAUAAUAUUAUUUCUAGAUUUAAUAAUAUAACAAAUCAUUAUAAUUUUCAUAUACUUCUAAGCAUGGUAAUUGUUAAGUAAUUGAAGGUGCAAAAUUAGUGGAAGAAAUUAGUAAUAAUUGUAAUUGAUAUAUUUGUCUUUGUGAAUAAGCAAUCCAAUUAUUGGGAAAAUGUAGUUUGCAUUUUAAAUUCUUAGUGGUUCACUUUUAUGGUUGGAAUUGGAUUUAGAGCGAUUAUCUAGAAAAAUAGUUAUCAGAGUUGUUAUAAUACUGGGUAUGGUAAUUAUAUUAUAUAUAGGAUAUAUUUAAUCAAUAGUGCUGGUUAUAAUUAUUCUCAUCAUAACAAAGAUGUAUGA